GAUAACGAUACUUUUAGUAAUGUGGACUAUUUAAAGGAUUUGAAUUUUAGUGUGAGUUUAAUGAAUGAAAGCUUACAUUUCGGCGCUGAGUUGGAUAUUUUAUUUCGUCCUGAGCGAGUGCUGAUUGCACUCUAUGUGCCAAUUAUCCUACUUUCCCUCAUCGCCAACAUUCUACUCAUCGUUGUAGCGGUUAAAUGUAAUUAUACCAAAAACGUGACCAAUAUAUUCCUCGUCAAUUUGUCAGCGGCCGACCUGCUGGUAACCAGCAUCUGCAUGCCCAUACAGCUGAGCAAAGCCAUCACUUUGGUAUGGUUUUAUGGAGACACCGUUUGCAAAAUUGUCAACUAUAUUCAAGGGGUGGCGGUAGCGGCAAGCGUGUUCACGUUAACCGCAAUGUCCGUAGACCGAUGGCUGUCGAUAGCACCGGAGCCUCGGCUGCGCCCGCCGUCGCGUCGUCAGGCGGUACUGCUGCUAGGUUUGCUGUGGGUCGCCGCAAUGCUCGUCUUCAUCCCACUGCUCGUCGUCGCCACCGUCAGGAGGGAGGCCGUGCCUAUCAUAUCCAAGGCGGCCAAUAAUAUAUCUAUAGAAACGAGAGACGUGCACUUCUGCACAGAGGAAUGGACGGGACCAGAGACGAGGAAAAAAUUUGGAACUUUCAGUUUCACACUAGUGUAUGCGAUACCUGGUUCAAUCACGUUAUUGUCGUACGCGUGCAUGGGCCGCACGUUGUGCUCCGUUCGACCUCCGUUUGACAUCGACGAGGGCAACGUCAGCAUGCAACAGGGUAUAAGAUUGAUGAAGGAAAGGAAACGAGUUGCGUGGAUCCUGUUACUUCUGGCGGUACUGUUUGCGCUCUGCUGGCUGCCCUACAACAUCAUGCAAUUGCUGUUGGACAUGAACGCCGUCGAUCCCAAACAUCUCAGCAUUUAUCUACCUUACGCAUUGUUUAUAGGUCACGCGAACUCCGCUAUCAACCCCAUAGUGUAUUGCCUGAUGACGCGCAACUUUCAAAGGUCAGUGCGGAAACUUGUCUGCGGCCGCGCCGCCUGCAAACAGACCAAGUUCACGUGGAGAUGUAAUCAGAAGCCCGAGCGGUCUUCCAGUGAUUACGAGCUAUACCAUGAACCUCAUAAAAGAUGUUAUAUACAUAUGAAGACAUUACGUCACAAUGGCGAGACGCACGGCGGGUUGGUGGCGCGCGACCAGCGGCAGACGACGCAGCUGAGUAACGUGACGCGCUCCUCGCGCCGCACAGCGCCCGCGCAUCUCCUCUCCGCCGAGAUGCUGCAGCGGCACGGACAUAUUGAUCUCAAACGUUGA
Messenger RNA from Papilio machaon (common yellow swallowtail), 1320 nucleotides. It is a transcript of the gene NGR-A12, whose product is annotated as neuropeptide FF receptor 2. Lineage: Eukaryota; Metazoa; Arthropoda; Insecta; Lepidoptera; Papilionidae. The transcript is spliced from 9 exons. Gene Ontology annotation, biological process: G protein-coupled receptor signaling pathway. Gene Ontology annotation, molecular function: G protein-coupled receptor activity. Bases 61 to 1320 code for a protein of 419 amino acids. Gene Ontology annotation, cellular component: membrane. The record is from RefSeq and is a predicted model, not a curated record.